Daphnia carinata is the source of this 8144-nucleotide messenger RNA. It is a transcript of the gene ctrip, whose product is annotated as E3 ubiquitin-protein ligase TRIP12-like. Gene Ontology annotation, molecular function: zinc ion binding; ubiquitin protein ligase activity. The coding region runs from base 198 to 6938 and encodes 2246 amino acids. Gene Ontology annotation, cellular component: nuclear speck. The transcript is spliced from 19 exons. NCBI's taxonomy places the organism in Eukaryota, Metazoa, Arthropoda, Branchiopoda, Diplostraca, Daphniidae. The record is from RefSeq and is a predicted model, not a curated record. Gene Ontology annotation, biological process: proteasome-mediated ubiquitin-dependent protein catabolic process; DNA damage response; regulation of double-strand break repair.
UAGAGUAAGGGCGAACGAUUUCCUAAGUCGUCUCGUCUCGAUACGAUUUGCAUCUUUGCCAUUAUCUACAGAGACGUUGGCCUAACUGGAUUUAUUUAUUUGGUUUUUUUUUCUGGCUCAUUCCUGUUCUUCUACCACUUAGAGCAGUUGAAUGAUUUGUUUGAUUUGGGGCAUGGUUGGUAAGGAAGGCUGUGCCUAUGGCCUCCUCAGCACCACCUGCAGGUCCAGCUAAUUCUGGUGGUGGUGAUCAGCAAUCAAGCCACUUACCCAGCAGCUCAGACUCACCAGUGUCAUCCCCACAGACUGACACUACUUUAGUUUCUAGACUGAGCUAUAGCGCCCCUGUCAAAAAUAGUGAGGGCUCCGAGGGUCCUAUAUCUUCCAGAUUGAGACGUCUACCAGGAAGAUACCUUUCGACAUCUCAUUUACCAGUUGCCACACCACCUACACCCUUGGAUUCCAGAAGGAACUUGAGUGGUACUCACAAGCACCAGAGACAAAGUCUACCUCUACCAGCUAGUGCUGACUUGGAAAGGAAUCACGCGAAGACGCCUUAUGAGCGGAGAAGUCCCAGUGUUCCCACUCCACGGUCUGUCUCGCAUCAACCUCCAACACCAGCAGCCACACCAGUGUCGCCAGCAGUUCUCAGUCCAACGGCAAUAGAUAGCUGUUCGGCUGGAAAUAGUGGUGUUAUACCGCCAAUAAGGCAACGCAAACGGACGAGAACUAACGAAUUGGUGGAAGCGGGACCUUCCUCUUCCGUAGUAGGAUCUACAACUCCGUCUACUAGUCGAACCCGUUACUGUCAGCCGGCCGUUAACGGUGGUAACGGUAACCUCCAUCGCAGUCCGACCAAGAAGGUUAGGCUGCAAACGGGCAAAGAAGCUUUCCAAUCAGCCAUAUCACCACCACAACAGCUUCAUUCACGAGCAAACAUAGGGGCUGGACACAGUCAUUGUUUGGGAGGGUCGACGUCGGCGGGCGUUGCAGGCGGAGGCGCUGAGGUCACUGCCGCAGAAGGAGAACAGCAACAGCGCUUGUCCCAAUUACGUCACCCGAGACAACCGGCCAACACGGGGUCCUGCGCCAGCAACAGCCGGCGAGCCUCGAGGUCCGGCAAAGUGCCACUCAGUAGCAGCGGCAGUGGAGCCAGCGGAGUGGGCGGCGGCGGCGGUGAUAGCAGCGGAAUCCCGGGUGUCGGCGGCGUCGGCGCACCUACUGCGUCGGCCGCCAACAACACCGGAGCAGUUACAGGAUCAGCCGGAUUGCUUGGAGUAGGUGUUGGCGCUGUAAUGGAUGGCGGAACUCAUAGUGGAUCGUCAUCGGCUAGUGGUUCGCAUACUCCGGCCUCGUCUUCUUCCUCGGCACCUGCGCCAGUUGGUGGAGCCAAUGCCGUUCCUUCUGACGGAGCUUCCGGCCUGUUGAACUUACCACCAGGUCACGCUGCUAAUCUUCUGCUAGGAGCAGGGGCAACCACUGGAACUGGCGAUUCGGAAAGUGACGACAGCGAAAUGGGACGACUCCAGGCGUUGCUGGAAGCUCGCGGGCUUCCGCCGCAUCUGUUUGGCGCCUUGGCGCCUCGAAUGCAGCACAUACUUCAUCGUUCCAUGGGAUCCAAUUCAACUAUCUCCAAAGCUCAACAGCUGAUUGCCGCCGUGCAAAACAACGCGGACGAGAGCCAGCAGCUGCAGGCGGCCAUCGAAAUGUGCCAGCUGCUGGUGAUGGGCAACGAGGACACAUUGGCCGGAUUUCCCGUCCGCCAAGCGGUUCCCGCUCUUAUCCACUUGCUCCACAUGGAACACAAUUUCGAUAUGAUGAAUCACGCCUGCCGGGCAUUGACUUACAUGAUGGAGGCACUUCCACGCUCCUCGGCCGUCGUCGUCGAAGCCGUUCCGGCCUUCCUCGAAAAACUGCAAGUCAUCCAGUGCAUGGACGUGGCCGAGCAAAGUCUGACGGCCCUGGAGAUGCUCUCGCGCCGCCACGCCAAGUCGAUUUUGCAAGCCCGUGGCGUUUCCGCGUGCCUGAUGUACCUGGAUUUCUUUGGCAUUAAUGCCCAGCGAGCUGCCCUGUCCAUCACAGCUAACUGUUGCCAAAACCUUCACGCGGACGAGUUGCAUUUUGUGUCGGGAUCUUUGUCCGCCCUCGCCGCCCGGCUGACGCAGCACGACAAGAAGAGCGUCGAGAGCAUCUGCAUCGCCUUCAGUCGACUCGUCGACAGUUUCCACAGCGAAUCGGACCGUCUCCAGGAGAUCGCCAGCACCGAGCUACUCGCCAAUUUGCAACAGUUACUGGUCAUCAUGCCGCCCGUCCUUUCCAGCGCCACGUUCAUCAUGGUUGUGCGAAUGCUCUCCAUCAUGUGCGCCCACUGCCCGGAAUUGGCCGUUAAGCUCCUCAAGCAGAACAUUGCACACACAUUGUGCCUGCUGCUGACUGGACCUGCGGGCGCGGUUGCUAGUGGCACCUCGUCUUCCACCGCUGAAACUAUGGCCGCUUCUUCGUCGCCAGCCAAAGAACAGGAUCAUGCGGUGGAACUGGUGGCUCGCAGUCCGCAAGAAUUGUACGAGAUAACGUCGUUGAUAGGUGAAUUGAUGCCCCGUCUGCCGACCGAUGGCUUCUUCGCCGUGGAUAUUUGGCUGACCAAACCCAGUACUGUCCAUUACGAUGCGGUCCAAUGGCAAUGGCGUGAUGACCGCGGUUCGUGGCACGCCUAUUCGGCCAUUGAUUCACGGAUGGUCGAAGCCGCACAUCAAUCCGGAGAGGAUGAGAUUAGUCUUUCCACCAUGGGCAGGACGUACACAUUGGAUUUUCAUUCUAUGCAGCAGAUCAACGAAGAGACGGGCACGACGAGACCCGUCCAGCGCAAAAUGAACAACGCCAGCGGUUCGAGCGGCCUGGGCGGUGGUGUCGGCGGUGUCGGCGGAGUGAAACAGAGCGAUUCUCGGAUCGAAUGUCUGCAGGAGGAGACGGAAUUGGCCACGCAGUUUAUCCGCUCUCUCUUUUCACUGCUCUACGAAGUGUAUAGCAGCUCGGCUGGACCGGCUGUCCGUCACAAGUGCCUGCGCGCCUUAUUGCGGAUGCUCUAUUAUGCCUCGCCCGAACUGCUCCGCGACGUUCUCAAAAGCCAGAGUGUGGCCAGUCACUUGGCCGGUAUGCUUUCAUCUCAGGAUCUCAAGAUCGUCGUCGGCGCCACUCAGAUGGCCCACAUUCUCAUGCAAAAGCUGCCCGAUGUCUUUGGCGUCCAUUUCAGACGAGAGGGCGUCAUGCACCAAGUCCAGCGGUUGGUGGCCGAACCUGCCGAAUCGCCUUCAUCCGCCGUAACGACGCCCGCCUCCAUCCUCGCUACCCCAUUUGAGCAAAAUGACAUUUUGAACCGAUCGCCCACGUAUUCUUCGUCUACAACAGACCAAUGCCCGUUGGGAAAUGGUUCCAGCGGCUCGAGUGGGGCUCCGCUUGUUGCUAGCAGCCCCGAACGUGCUGUAGCCGUCGGCACGAGUGCGCCGACUCAUUCGGAGGUUGGCGAAUCGCCAGUGACAUUAACGAAUCCCAUUACGGCCGUCUCUGCCGUGGCGUCGAGUCCGAUGAAACUGAGCGACGUUUUGAAAAGGAAACGAGGAGGGGCCAAGCGCGGUGCUGUCGGUGCCCGUAAAUCGAGAACAUUCGCGGAAGAGUCGUCUUCUCCGGCCGGCUCGUCCGGCUGCAGUAUGGACGGACACGACUAUUUGAAAAGCGGUGCUAGUGCCAGCAGCAGUGCCGGAAGCACUGGAGGCGCUCGAUCCAAGUUUGGCUUCGCCAUGGCCGCUCACGGCAGUGGUGGCGCCAGUAAUAAUGGGACACCUACAUCGGCCAUCAGCGGAAGCGCUGCCAAAGCGACAAGCUUCCUGGCCAACUUGAAUCCGGCCCGUUGGGGACGUUCUCAUCAUAAUAAUCAGUCAUCGAGCACGGGCAAUUCGGCCACGUCCAGUGCCGCUUGUACCUCUUCGUCUCCCAGCCUGUUGCCGAACGUGCCCAAAUCGCUGAGCAAUCCGCAAUUGGCCGGAAAUCGAGAAAAGAUCAAGACGUGGAUACGUGAUCAAGCCACUCUCUUCCUAUCAACUUAUUUCAGCCCGGCUGCAAUGGAGGCUGGCGAGUCGGGCAAUGGUCAGUCCGGUGAAGGAUCGGGUGCGCACGCUACUGGUCUCAGUGUCUUGUCGGAGUUGACACGUCUAGUUCAACGACUCGAAGCCGAACCGCUAAUGGCCAAAGAGACUCUGGAGCAGAUCCGUGCGAUCGUGGCAGAUUCGGAUGUGUCCUCGUUUGAAAUUCUUCAUAGCGGAUUGGUCCAGUCUCUUCUCAAAUACCUCACUGUGGAUGGCGCUGAUCGCGACGAUCGAUUGCGGCUCUUCCUUCAGGAAUUUCUUCGUGUGUCACCAAACAGCGAAUUCCCUACGUCAGAGGCGGCAGCUCAUCUAUUGGCGUUGACGCACAAAUUGAGCGGCUGUGUCAACCAGCUGGAACAAUUUCCCGUUAGGGUUCACGACUUGCCCGCUCCAGCCGGUACAUCUGGCGCCUCAGGUGGUUACUUCCGGUCGGGAACGUCUGCCCUGCGCUUCUUCAACACGCAUCAGCUCAAGUGCAAUCUGCAACGGCAUCCGACGUGCAACAACGUCAAACAGUGGAAGGGCGGCACUGUCAAGAUUGACCCGCUGGCCCUGGUGCAAGCCAUCGAGAAAUACCUGGUCAUCAGGGGCUACGGCCGCAUUCGCGACAAGGAUCUGGCCGACAGCGACGAUGACAACAGCGAAGACGACGUCGACGACAGCUUGGCCACCGUUUUGAUGAAUCAGGGCAACAGCGUCCGUCACAAGCUACAGUUUCUGGUCAACGAUCACGUGAUCCCUUACAACAUGACGGUCUACCAGGCCAUCCGGCAAUUCAGUAUGGAUCAGUCGGAGACGGACACGGAUUCUGAAACGCCAAUGGGUCAUGCGUCCAUUUGGGUACAGACGCACACCAUCUUUUACAGACCGGUUCCCGAUAACGACCCUUGUAACUACGCCAGCCCCAACGCGGCCAAGAACACGGGCGGACCGAACGUUUUGUUGCCGUGCGGAUCUUCCGGCGGCGCGUCAGGAACCCGCAAGGGAAAAGGCGCCAACGGCAAGAGCUCUAGCAAGAAGAAGGGCGACGACCUCUGGAUCGAUGGGAUUGCUCCCGAAGUGAAUUCCCCCAUAGUGCCAUUUUUGACGAUGCGAUUGCCAGAGUACGUGACGGUCGAAGACCCGUCGUUGGAGGUACUCAACCUGUUGCGCAUCGUUCACGCCCUCAAUCGUCAUUGGGGAUUCCUCUAUCAACUGGUCGACUACAAGCCCAUUCUGUCGGUUCACGAGCUUGUCAACUCUAAACUUACCGCCAAAGCCAACCGUCAACUGCAGGACCCACUAGUGAUAAUGACGGGCAACUUGCCACCGUGGCUGGCACAAAUCGCUACGGCAUGUCCGUUUCUGUUUCCUUUCGAAACUCGACACCUGCUCUUCUAUGCCACGGCAUUCGACCGUGACCGGGCGCUCCAGCGGUUGAUGGACUCUGCGCCUGAAUUGAUGAGUGGCGGCGAUAGCAGCGAGCGCGUCACGCCCCGACUCGACCGGCGGAAACGCACAGUGUCGCGUGAAGACAUCCUCAAACAAGCUGAACAAGUCAUGCAGGACAUGGCUUCUUCAAGAGCCCUUUUGGAAAUUCAAUACGAAAACGAGGUCGGAACUGGACUUGGACCGACUCUCGAGUUCUACGCCCUCGUCUCGCGGGAAUUGCAGCGCUUCGACCUGGAACUGUGGCGCGGAGAGGCCGUUUCGGCUACCGUAGUCGCCGGCGGUGGAUCACUUGGAUCGUCACCUUCUUCUUCGUCGUCGGAAGAGCCAUCCAAAACAAAAACAGGCCCCGUUUCUACUGUCGGGUCCAUCGGGACGUCAGUUGAUUACGUCCACAAUCAAUAUGGCCUCUUUCCGUCGCCCUGCUCGCGCAGUCUCAAGGCCGGCCCGUUGGCCAAAAUUCGCUCGAAAUUUCGUUUUAUUGGAAAAUUUAUAGCGAAAGCGAUCAUGGAUUCCAGGAUGUUGGAUUUGCCCUUUAGCCCCGUGUUUUUCCGCUGGCUGCUUGGCCAAGAAAGAUUCUUGACAGCAUCAGACAUGGUUUUGUUGGAUCCCAUUUUGGCGAAAACGUACAAGUCAUUGAUGGCUCUAGUGGAAGAGAAAAAACGUAUCGAUCAGGACUCAACUCUCACGCCACCCCAACGACAGGCAGCACUCCAGGCGCUCAAUCUUGACGGCUGUCCCGUUGUCGAUCUCGGCCUGGAUUUCACGCUCCCUGGUUCGUCCACUAUCGAGUUACGUAAAGGCGGAAAGGAUCAACCCGUAACUAUCCACAAUUUGGAACAAUACCUCAAGUUGCUGUCACACUGGAUCCUUGUCGAAGGUGUCUCGCGGCAAAUGGAAUCCUUGCGCGAAGGAUUCGAAUCCGUCUUUCCGUUGCACCAUCUUUCCCUCUUUUAUCCGGAAGAGAUGGAUCUUCUUCUCUGUGGAGCUUCUCAGUGUACGACUGAAGGUGCUUGGGAGGUGCAAAGUUUGCUGGAUGCCUGGAAACCGGAUCACGGAUUCACUUUGGAAUCGAAAGCGAUCCGAAAUUUGGCCGAGAUCCUCUCGACGUACAGCAAAGAAGAGCAGAGGCUUUUCCUACAAUUUGUCUCAGGAUCCCCUCGUCUGCCUGUCGGAGGUUUCAAGAGUUUGUCUCCUCCGUUGACGGUGGUGCGGAAAACGCUAGAACCCAACCAGAGCCCGGACGAUUUCCUUCCGUCGGUGAUGACGUGCGUCAACUAUCUCAAAUUGCCCGAUUACAGCACUCUUGAGAUUAUGCGUCAGAAAAUGUCUGUCGCCGUCCGCGAGGGCCAGCACUCGUUUCAUCUUUCGUAAAACGGCAACAUUUUCUUUCAGAAAGACAGUGGAGACGGCCAAAUCCCCCCACCCCCCCUAAUCUACAAUUAGUACAUAUAAUUCUUUUCUUUUUUUUUUCCCUGUUUUUCCUUGUCUGUUUUUCUUUGUUUUUUUUUCUUUUAAUUAUUAUUAUUAAUUUCUUUUUUUUUUUUGUUUUUGUUUUUUUCCGCCCUUGAUUUUUGUAUCAGGCGUGUCAUCAAACCAACGAUCAUUUGUAUCGCUGUUCAUCUGUUUGCGCUUUUCCUUCGUUUACCCUGACAAAAAAAAACAAACAUUGUUCCUGCUGGACAGCCUCCUGUGCCCUCCAGUCUCUUCCCAUCCCUCCUCUACUCGUCUUGCACCGUCUUAUAGGUUGAAAGAGAUAAUUGAGAAACAAUAAGCGAUGUGUGAAUGCAUAUUGUGUGUGUGUGUGUGUGUUGAAUGAAAGAGCGCCUAAUGUGUGACUGUUAGCAAAAUGCAUCCAUGUGUAACACUAGAUGUAAGGCGCUGUGUCCCUUUUUCUUCCUGCUGAUUCAUUCUUUUUGCGAAAAAUGCUUCUAUUUGUUUGUUAAGUCGCCCAUUCCUUUUUCCUCUUUAUCCCUUCGACAGUCAAGGUGGCAAAAAAAAAGUAAACAAGAAGUGAAACAGUUUCCGGUAAGUUGCCGUGCGCCUUGGUGUCAGAACCGUGAAGAUAAAUAACAGUAAACAGGAGCUCUAAUCCUUUCCAACAAGUAACAGGCCUCCCCCCCCCCCCCCUUCGUUAAUAAUAGGCCACCGUUAUUUGAUUUGUGUCACAAAAACUUCGGAAAGGAAAAACAUGAUUGGAAUGAAGAAAAGGAGAAGAGCCCAUCAACUGUUGUGACAUCUGAAAAAGGAACGUGUAGUUCUCGAAGUUGAGUUGGUUUCUUACCUUUUGUUUUCUGUAUGCUUCAUAGCAGAAAACUGAUCCUUUCACGUCUUUUUCGAUGCAAACGGUUUACUUGCUGAUUUGCUUCACAGCAAAUUCAUCUAACCCUAGUACAUGCCCUUUUCUCCUUGAUUGCAGAUUACUUUCCUAAAUUCUCUGUCCAAAGACUUUGCUUAUCCUUCUUUUUUUCAUUUCUUUUUUUCCCCUUUUCCGCUGUUUACCUUUGUUUUUUUUCUAUUGAUAAAUAUUUUCGUGUUUUUUGGCGUAUGGCGUAGUUUAAAAUACACUUUUGAACAUCA